Molecule: messenger RNA, 4090 nt
Organism: Haliaeetus leucocephalus (bald eagle)
Lineage: Eukaryota; Metazoa; Chordata; Aves; Accipitriformes; Accipitridae
Gene: ABHD2
Product: abhydrolase domain containing 2
Exons: 11
Coding region: 151-1428 (425 amino acids)
Biological process (GO): acylglycerol catabolic process; sperm capacitation; steroid hormone receptor signaling pathway
Cellular component (GO): sperm flagellum; sperm plasma membrane
Molecular function (GO): monoacylglycerol lipase activity; acetylesterase activity
Source: RefSeq, a predicted model, not a curated record
GGAGCGGCGGCGGGAGCUGCCGGCAGUGGCGCGGCCGAGCCGGGCCGGGCCUGCAGGGUGACUCCAGUAGCACGUGGAUCCAGACAGUGACAAUUCUACUGAGGACUGGCAAUUAUUUCCAGUUUGAAGAAAAAGUGACAUUGGCUCAAAAUGAGUGCAAUGUUGGAAACCCCUGAGCUGCCGGCAGUGUUUGAUGGGGUGAAGCUAGCUGCAGUUGCUGCUGUUCUGUAUGUUAUUGUUCGCUGCUUGAAUUUAAAAAGCCCAACUGCCCCUCCUGAACUCAUUUACCAGGACUCUGCUUUGGCCCGCUUUCUCAUCAAAUCCUGCCCACUUCUGACCAAAGAGUAUGUUCCACCCCUGAUCUGGGGAAAGAGUGGACAUAUCCAGACCGCCCUUUACGGAAAAAUGGGAAGAGUGAGAUCACCACAUCCGUACGGACUUCGCAAGUACCUCACAAUGCCAGAUGGAGCAACAGCUACCUUUGAUCUCUUUGAGCCACAGUCUGAGCACUGCAUUGGAGAGGAUGUCACGAUGGUAAUCUGCCCUGGGAUUGCUAACCACAGUGAAAAGCAGUAUAUCCGCACUUUUGUUGACUAUGCGCAAAAAAAUGGGUACAGAUGUGCUGUCCUGAAUCACUUGGGAGCCUUACCAAAUAUUGAGCUCACUUCUCCACGAAUGUUCACAUACGGUUGCACCUGGGAAUUUGGUGCCAUGGUUAAUUACAUCAAGAAGACCUACCCUCAGACCCAGCUGGUUGUUGUGGGCUUCAGCCUGGGUGGAAACAUUGUGUGCAAAUACCUGGGAGAGAGCCAGGCCAACCAGGAGCGAGUCCUCUGCUGUGUCAGUGUGUGCCAGGGGUACAGUGCACUGAGGGCACAGGAAACCUUCAUGCAGUGGGAUCAAUGUAGAAGAUUUUAUAACUUCCUCAUGGCAGACAACAUGAAGAAGAUCAUCCUUUCUCACAGGCAAGUUCUUUUUGGAGAUAACAUGAAGAAGCCACAAAGCCUGUCAGAUACUGAUCUGAGCAAACUCUAUACAGCAACAUCCCUUAUGCAGAUUGAUGAUAACGUUAUGAGGAAGUUCCAUGGCUACAGUUCCCUGAAGGAAUACUAUGAAGAAGAAAGCUGCCUGCAUUACUUGCACAGGAUCUAUGUUCCUCUUCUGUUGGUUAAUGCUGCUGAUGACCCUCUUGUGCAUGAGAGUCUUCUAUCAAUUCCAAAAGCUCUUUCAGAGAAAAGGGAAAAUGUCAUGCAUGUGCUGCCCCUUCAUGGAGGCCACCUGGGAUUUUUUGAGGGGUCUGUACUAUUCCCGGAACCUCUUACCUGGAUGGAUAAGCUUGUGGUACAGUAUGCCAAUGCCAUCUGCCAGUGGGAGAAGACAAAGUCUCACUGCUCAGACACAGAGCAGGCUGUAUCUGGCCAGGAGUAGUUGACCCAAAGACUAUGGAUCACUUCAGUGUAUCUCGCCCUUUGGGAACAUCUUGUUCCCUCACCUGCUGCUUCAGGUUCCAUUCUUUUUGAUAUCCUAUGGCUGGGGUUUGAUCACAAUGUUUUCUUCCAAAGUGGAGUUAAAGUGGAGGUUAAUAUCUGGUCAGAGCAUUUUGCAUAUAUAGUCACUUGGGUUUGUAACUUCCUGUUCUGCUUGAAGGAUUAGGUUGCUGACUCUGACUUGUUACAGGGUUAUUGAGCUAAAGACUGCUUCCUUUAAUAUAGCAGAGGUUUCAGAUGUCAAAAUCUCUUCACCUGCUGGUCAAAAACUUGAUCUGAAGUGUUUGUUUAGGUGCAGAUUACAGUGUAACUAUGACUCUGUUCUUUGUCCCGGUGCUGGAAAAAACCCUGUACCAAGCCACAAGCCAGUGAGUGGUUCAGUCUGUAAGCCACUACAAUGUGGCUUGGAAAAACAGAUGCUUGACUGCAAGCGGAGUUCCAGCCUUGCACCAUCUCAAGGGAGGCCUUUUAGUUCCUAGGAAUGCACUUACACAAGUCAAUCAAAUUAAAAAUACUUAACUUUUCCAUGCUUCAGCUGUCUGUGGAUUGGGCUGUCUUUAUGCUGGGACUCCAAGUAGAGAAAAGCUGCAGGCUGGUAAUACCAGUUAAUGUUUCUAUGUUACUUUGUUCUCACACCAAGACCAGAUCAGUCACCUUCUUGUCAUCUUUGCCUCUUUUUAAAUGUAGUCAUCUUUUUAGUACUGGAUUUUUUUGUUUAACCCAGGGCUUUUUAAAGCUGGCUCUGGCUUCCACAUGGAAACCAGUGAUUAAGAAUCUGCAGGAUCUUUUUGUGAGCUCAAUCUGUUUUUAAGAAUAUUUCAUAGACAAUUAAGUAUUCUGUUAGGGAUUAAUCUGUUGGGGAGAAUUUUAGAUUUAUUCCCCUUAUGUCAGGGUAAAUUAUACCAAAAUUCUUCCCCUUAGCUUUCAAAGCAUCAAAUGGUUUUCAGACACAUGACUUGCCUUACAGUUGAUGGGGAACUGGAUGUCUCUAGCCCUGUGCAACUAAAAUGAUAAUCUUUGCAUGGCUAACUACUUCCAUAUCUGUGUAAAUGCUGUAGGAUUACUGGCUCCAGUAAGACACUGGGCUCUUCCUCACUUGAAUUCCUUUUCCACACCCAGACAUCCUCUUCUAGUUUUAAUGUGCAAAGUGAAGUGUGAAAGCUGUUUGCAGGAAAGAUGCCUAUUCCCUUGUGCUUUUCCCUCAAGUGGCUGUUAUGGUCUGUGCCAAGAUGAUUAUUAAAGACUCCUAGUCUAUCCCCUGGAAGGAAAGUUGUCCCAUGACAAUCUGGAAACUGAAACUUCGUGGUCAAAAUCUCUUUUUACUGUUUGUUCUGUCAAUAUGGUAGUGUCAUUAAUCCAUCCUCAGGACUUCUUUAUCACUGUGUCAGUAAAGUUCUUUUCCUGUCAUGCUUCCCACAUCAAUUAGCACUUUAUUGCUUCAGCCUUGGUCUGUGUUAGUUUAUAGCUUAAGGAUGAAACAAGCUGCAAGACUUCAGUCUGGUAAUAUAGGAGAACAAGCCUUCUGGACUGUCCUGUCACUGAACUUCAGUAGGUUGGAAAGGUGGUGUUUUGUUUUAAUAAAGCAAUAAUUAACUAUUGUAGCAAAGGUGCAUUAUCAUAUCAGGAAAUUCCUUUCAUUUGCCUUAGGCCAGACACCUUGGCCUGUUACAAGGAACUGUGGAUAUCUGCACAUUGUCCUUGUUAGUAAAUCCAGGUUUCCUUUUUUUCUUCAAAGAAAAGAUGUGACCAAAUAAAGCUAUAGCAAGACUUGGCCAUGCUUGUGGCUGUUCCUUAAGAACUGUUUUAAGGCAUCAGUUAGCAAGGAUAUUCUUAGCUAAUGGAUAUCUUGUCUCUGUGUUGUUAUCCUCUUAUUCAUACUGCAUCUGUAUAUCACUAAAAUCUGUCAUAAAAGACAUUUCAGAUUUUUGCUUAAGUAGCUGUUCAUGUAAUAUUCAUUGGAUAUGACUUAAAUAUCUUCUCACGUCAACAGAAGUGGAGUGUAAACAACACUUGUACACAUCAAAUAGAUACAGUAUAAAUUUAGGUGUGUUAAGGGGAUAUGGUUUUUAUCUCCAGUGGGUUACAACUUUAGAAGUGUUUUGACUUUCAUAGUAUGCUACAGCUGUAGCUUACACAGGUCAUGGCUGUCUGCCUUGAGGAAACAAAACUGCCCUUCCCAUGCUUCAUGUGUCCUUCCUCAAUCCAGCUUUACUAUGCUGAGAUGAGCAUCAACUUCAGACAGCUCUAGAGGAACAGAAGUUGUCCUUAGUACCAAUACCACUGUUGAGGUGAGAAGCCCAACAUAUAAACCAACAUGUGGAUGCGUAUGAAAGAAAGGUCAGUACACAUCUGACCUCCUUUGAGAGCAAAAUAUCUGCCUUCCUCAACUUGAGAGCCUUAUCAAAAGCAGGGGUGCUCUGCCCAGUUCCUCAACUGGCUGAAGCUCUGCCUUCUUCCCCAGGACACCAGACUGGCAGAACAGUUCAGUUGACUUGCCUGGAAUGUGAAAGUCAGGAGGGUGAGAACUGGCUGGGUACUGUCUGGGAAGGUUAAUGCUGAGGCAAGGCAAGUGUUUUGCCUCUGCUUUUUGGCCAAGUCAUGCC